GAGCCAGAAUGCGCCCCCACAGAUUCACUUCUAAUUUCAACCUUUAUUGCCUUCGCAGCAGGUUCAUAUUCCAACAAGACAAUAGCCAACUAUGUCUUCGGAGUCCAUGCCUGGCACAUCCUACAUGGCAUACACUGGGUACUCAAUGACGAAGAGAUAGAUGCCCUCCUCAAAGCCACCAAGAACCUAACCCCUCCAUUAUCGAAGUGCAAAAAGAGACGCCCAUACACCGUCGAAUUCAUUUGCGCAAUCCGCGACCGACUCAAUCUCCAAUUGCCCCUUGAUUCAGCCGUAUAUAGUUGUCUCACU
Molecule: messenger RNA, 309 nt
Organism: Suillus plorans
Lineage: Eukaryota; Fungi; Basidiomycota; Agaricomycetes; Boletales; Suillaceae
Exons: 1
Source: RefSeq, a predicted model, not a curated record